Molecule: messenger RNA, 3893 nt
Organism: Purpureocillium takamizusanense
Lineage: Eukaryota; Fungi; Ascomycota; Sordariomycetes; Hypocreales; Ophiocordycipitaceae
Exons: 1
Coding region: 967-3366 (799 amino acids)
Biological process (GO): mRNA splicing, via spliceosome
Cellular component (GO): cytoplasmic stress granule
Molecular function (GO): mRNA binding
Source: RefSeq, a predicted model, not a curated record
CACUGCUCUCGCGCUCUCGCGUGUCUUUCUUCCUCUCCUCCUCCUUCCGCUCCUCCUCCCCUUCCUCGCUCUCUACUCCCUACACCUGCGAGGUGAGCCUCAGGCCGACUACAAUUCAUAUUCCCUGCCCCGUCGACCCUGUCCGCCGCCCGCGAUAUCCUGCUACGCAUCAUCGCUUCGUCUUUUCACCUCCUCGUUCCUCAACCUUUUCCAUCUUCUGUGAGCUGUUGGCACACCCCUGCUCCAGAUGCUGUUCCCGAGCGAGGCCAGCUUUUGAGACGCACAUCAUCUUCUUCGACACUUAUCGACGCUCGUUCCGCCUAUUUUAAUUACCUCUUUUUUUUUUGGGCUCCGUUGCCUACGUCCGUUGCUCACGAGACCCUCCGUUUUCGAGAGAUCCCGGUCAUUGCAUCCCGCAGUCCUCCUCGACCUCGACACCGGCCUUCCUAUGCCCUUCGACACUCUCGCUCAGCCCAUUACUGGCCGCGCUUUUGUAUCCUUCGACAAGCAUUUUCCACGCCACCUCGAUUUCUUCACACGACUUGUCGGCUUGCCGCACUAGGAUUCUUGCUCGCCCUAUCGGUCGACUGUUUCUGUUACCUUGCGGGACCCGGAUCAUCGUCCAGCACGCCGCUUGUAUCCAACAGCUUUAUAUUUGCAUACAUACAUACGUAUUCUAGCUCCUAGCUUGCUUGCGGCGGUUCGAUUCACACAUCUUGGGCAGCCUGCUCGUCUACUUCGACGACGCUUGCUGCAACUGUUUCUCGCCGGCUCACUCAGCAGCCUGGUCCUCCCCCUUAUUCGCCUCAUUCGACACCUUGCGACUCCCUGGACUCUACUUGGAGUCACGAGCUGCCUUUCGCGUCUUACAUCUUUCGUGCCUCCCCAAGGCACGUCCAAUCUUUCAAAACGGCGGUCCUAUCGCAUUCCGGGCGGGACUCGCUCGUCCCCCCUCACCUUCUAGGUAUGCAGGACCUCAACGCACCCGUCGGCCAAGGCGGCCCCAAUCCUGGCGCCCCUGGUCGUUUCCAAGGCCAUGCCUCCAAGCCCUCAACCAGUGACACUGGCUUUUCGCACGGCGCCUUCACCUCCAACAUCUCGGGCUUUGCCGACCGUCAUCCUCGUCGAGGCAAUGUCCCUUCGCUGAACACGCAGGCUAUGGGCCACCAGAACCAGCCGGGGUCUCCCUCCAAUGCCGGUGACCUGGCCAGCCCAGGCACCGCUUUCGAUAUGCAGUUCACCCCACUACUUCCGUCUCAGUUGCUCCUUGGGAGCCCCUUUCAACCUGGGAGCCCUGCUGCUUUUGGCAGCCCGCAAUUCCAGAGUCUGCCAGGAUUCCAACAGGCUGGCCAGCAGCACGGGGGCAACCAGGGCCACAGCGGCGGCGUCUCUAGCCCUAUUCAGCAGAGCAUCUCUCCACAGCCUUACCAGACGAUGGUGUCUCCUUCGACCUAUGGGGCACCGCAGUUCUUCCCUCCUCAGUCGCCCACCGGGGGCUUCAGCAUGCAGGCACCCAUGCAGCCCGCCUCGCCCGUGUCCAUGGGAUCCGGUGUUGUAACUGGCACCAGCCGCACGGUGUAUCUCGGCAACAUCCCCCCGGACACGUCGGCAGAGGAAAUUCUGGGACACGUUCGCAGCGGGCAGAUCGAGUCUGUGCGCCUCCUUCCCGACAAAAACUGUGCCUUCAUUUCGUUCCUCGACGCCAGUUCCGCUACCCACUUCCACUCAGAUGCCAUCUUGAAAAAGCUCUGCAUCAAAAGUCAGGAUAUCAAAGUCGGCUGGGGCAAGCCAUCCCAGGUCCCCACUUCUGUGGCCCUAGCUGUGCAGCAGUCUGGUGCCUCUCGCAAUGUCUACCUGGGAAAUCUUCCAGAGGAUAUUACCGACGCCGAGCUGCGCGAGGACCUGGGAAAAUUCGGCGUCAUUGACACUGUCAAGAUUGUCAGGGAGAAAAAUAUUGCCUUCGUCCACUAUCUCUCCAUCGCCAACGCCAUCAAGGCCGUUUCUCAGCUCCCCCAGGAGCCAAAGUGGCAGGCACCUCGCCGUGUCUUCUACGGCAAAGACCGAUGCGCCUACGUGUCCAAGACACAACAGCAGAACGCCGCCCAGUACCUGGGAAUUGCUCCUGGAUACGCGCACAUGUUGACAGGGGCUGAUCGUGAUCUGAUUUCGAACGCCCUUGCCCAGCAGUCCGUGGCCGCUGCUGCCGUCGCCACCACCGCCGGAGGAAUAAACAACUUGGGUAACCGCACCAUCUACCUAGGUAACAUUCACCCUGAGACGACCAUCGAGGAGAUUUGCAAUGUGGUAAGGGGUGGUCUGUUGCACCACAUCCGCUACAUUCCGGACAAGCACAUCUGCUUCGUCACCUUCAUUGACCCGACUGCGGCUGCUUCCUUCUACGCCCUCAGCAACCUGCAAGGCUUGAUGAUUCACAACCGACGACUCAAGAUCGGGUGGGGAAAGCAUUCUGGUGCGCUGCCUCCGGCUAUUGCCCUUGCAGUAAGUGGCGGUGCCUCUCGCAACGUCUAUGUUGGCAACUUGGACGAGACAUGGACCGAGGACCGCCUGCGCCAGGACUUCUCCGAAUUUGGCGAGAUUGAACUGGUCAACACCCUGAGGGAGAAGAGCUGCGCGUUUGUGAACUUCACCAACAUUGCCAAUGCCAUCAAGGCUAUCGAGGCGAUCCGCGGCAAGGAAGAGUACCGGAAAUUCAAAGUCAACUUCGGCAAGGACCGCUGCGGAAACCCGCCCCGCCAGAUGCAGCAAAAUCAGUCUCCCCGGGGCGAUGGAGUCUCGUCGCCCCCGCCCAACGGGUCGCAGAGCAACAGCUCGCCUCCGAAUGGCCCACAGCAAUCGGCUGUAUUGUUCAACGCCAACAAUAACCCGCUCACCAUGUACCUCAGCCAACUGUCCCAGCAGGUUCAGCACCAACAGCAGCAACAAACCCAACAGCAGCACCCGAUGCACAUGCAGCACCCACUCUUCCAUGCAGCACAGUCGUCGCCCAACGAUCUGUCCCUAGAUGUGCCCCAGCAGGGUCAGUUGAGUGGCCACGGCCAAUCCGCUAGUAUCUCCAAUGGGUAUGCUGCCGCUGCCGCUGCCGUCUCCGGUGCAACCACCAUCGGCGGUUUGCUCGCUCCUGGACCUCGAGGUCAACACAGCCGUGCGGUCAGCCUUCCGGUCCUGGCCCCUGGUUUCGAGAACGGUGGCAAUAGCCCCGGCAGCGUCCCGGGAAGCAAUGGAAGCGAGGGCGAACGUCGUGGCCACCACUACCAGGCUAGCUUUGGAGGGAUGGGAGCCGGCGGCUUCGGCCUGGCGAUCCAGGGUGGUCUUAACGGAUGGGUCGAGGAAGAGGUGGCAAACUAAUAUCACACAGCCCCAAAACGACAUGAGAAAUUUGUAUUUGUUGUAAUUGAAAUUGGGGUCGUCUGUCCUUUCUGCACACACCUUACUUUACGUUCUUUUUCUUUUUCGUCUACUCUUUUUGCACAUUCUGAUAAUAGUCUCCUUCCGCUGAGUGUAUGAUGGGUCGUCAUUUUCGGGAUAGCAUGACGAGGACGGUUGUGGUAGCAUCCCCAGAGAGCGGAGAGGGGAUGAAGGGACGGAGAUGCAAAGGCCGAGCGGCCAGACCUGCUACAAGCAUGGUGGGCCUCUGCAUGAAAGCGGGACCAGAAGAGAUGGGAACGUGAGCUCGGCAUUCCUCGGGCACUGAAUAAAGCCAGGGACAAAGACAGACAUUUCAAAGGGACUGAAAGGGUCUAGUAUGGCCGAGCCAGGGCUGGAUGAUCGUGACUUGUGAGUUAUGAUCCGGUCAGCUGGGGAAUAGUACGUAGGCGCGUGAUUAGCCGGAACAGAUACGGUUUGGUCACCAAUUGCUCUUAAUGAAGGCGACG